Galdieria sulphuraria is the source of this 599-nucleotide messenger RNA. RefSeq lists its product as uncharacterized. Lineage: Eukaryota; Rhodophyta; Bangiophyceae; Galdieriales; Galdieriaceae. Gene Ontology annotation, molecular function: protein binding. The coding region runs from base 38 to 568 and encodes 176 amino acids. The transcript is spliced from 10 exons. The record is from RefSeq and is a predicted model, not a curated record.
UCGCCCACAGUUGAAUUGCGAGAGACAUUUGCUUUGGAUGACCACAACUGAAGCAUCUUUUCACGAAGCACAAGAAGAUAAAAACAGAGGAAACGAACAUUUUCGCAACAAACAGUACGAGGAAGCUUGUGAAUGUUAUACGUUGGCGCUAAGUAAGCCAUUGAAUGAUGCAGAUCGUGCAGCUUGUUUUGCCAAUAGAGCUGCAGCAAAACUAAAGUUAGAGGAUUAUGAGGGAGCGUUGGAGGAUUGUUCAGAAGCCUUGAAUUUGGACGAAAACUACUGGAAAGCGUUGUAUCGAAGGGAACAGUGCUAUUUGAAGUUGGGUCGUUAUGAGGAAGCAUUGAAAGAUGCAAAGACCUUGAAAGAAGCACGACAGAUCUCAUCUGAAGAAGUACAACAUAUAGAACAGUUGAAAGAACGUGAAGAGGAACGUCGUAAAGAAGAAGCUAUUACCAAAUUAAAGGAAGUUGGGAAUAGCGUAUUGGGCUAUUUUGGUCUUAGUGUUGACAACUUCAAGUUAGAUAAGGAUCCUACGACAGGUUCGUACAAUAUAAGACUGGAAAAGUAAAAUUUUUUUACAUCUAUAUUAUAAAUAUACA